CCAUUUGUCAUGUGAUAACUAAAAAAUUGUUUGUCAGAUUUGGAGACUCGAUUUUGAGGAAGAAGUAUACAUUUCCCGAUAAAACAUCAUGGCAAAUUAUGGAGCUACAAGAGAAUAUCGAGAUGAUCCAGGUUAUGCACCAUAUAAGGACAGCAAGCAAGAGGGAAGAUUUAGUGACCUGUGUAGAGAGAUUAGUGGAAAUAUUAGUACAAUAAAUAAUGGAGCAAAUGCAUUGGAUCGGGCAAUGAAAAUUAUAAAUACAGAAAGGGAUAGUCCACAGAUCAGAGAUAGAAUCCAUGAAACAUCACAGAGUACAAACAGAAUCGUAGCAGAUACAACAAAGUUAAUGAAAAAAGUGGCUGGCAUUAAAGGUCUUGAUAGGUCGCAGAAAUUACAGAUUGACAGAUUAAAAAGUGAUUUUCAAGAUUCAGUACAGAGAUUUUCAUCAUUACAAAAGAAAGCAGCCGAAAAAGUUAAACAGACAACAAAAUUAACAGAAAAGAAACCGAAAUCUUCAGCUGGAUGGUUGGAUGAAGAUGAUGACAAAUCUCCGUUUGUUGAACAAGAAAGACGAAGAGAAGAGAUGCAGGCUCAGGAACAAGUGAUAGAAGAUGAUCUAGCAUUGACACAGGAUAGGGAGGAACGAAUUCGACAAUUAGAAGGAGAUAUUCUUGAUGUGAAUGAGAUAUUCAGAGACCUGGGAGCAUUGAUUCAUGAGCAAGGCGAACAUAUAGAUUCAAUAGAGGCAAAUGUUGAAAGAGCUUAUACUCAUGUAGAACAAGGAACAUCUCAGUUAGGUAAAGCUGCAGACUAUCAGAGGAAAUCAAGGAAGAAGAUGUGUUGUUUACUAAUUAUAUUAUUUAUAGUAGCAGCCAUUAUAACAUUAAUAAUCAUCUUAGCAACCAGAUAAUAUUUAUAUUUUUCAUUCCUUGAAUAUAAAUGUCAUUCCUAAACAAAAAAGUGUACAUCUAACAAUUCAUAUGAUUUAAUCUGUAAUGAUGAUAUCAUACAUAAGCUACAUGUCUUUUCUACUCCAUACGCUACAUGAGUUUUCUACUCCAUAAGCAACAUGUGUUUUCCACUCCAUAUGCUUCAUAUGGUUUCUACUCCAUUAGCUACAUGUGUUUUCUUCUUCAUAAGCUACAUGUGUUUUCUACUAUAUAAGCUAAAUGUGUUUUCUACUAUAUAAGCUACAUGUGUUUUCUGCUUCUAUAUGUCAAUCAUUGUAAACUUAAAGAAUCAUAUAGGUUUAAAUGAUAUCUGUAUUAAUGUUAAGAUAUAAUGAUGCUGUAGGAAAUUGCUUGACAAUCUGUUUUAUAAAACUAAAAGGGUUGUAUUCCAUUUUAUUGGUUGAACACCAAAAAUAGCAGGGAGCAGUACAGUAAGUACAAAUUUCAAUUGAUUCACCAUGCUCAUUACAGUUCAAAUUUAAAGGAAAUUGAAAAAAAUAAUGGAAUUAAAAAAUAAGGAGUCAGUUUCUUACCAAACUGGAAGGUAAACACCAUACAGACUAUUUAUACUUAGAUAUUUUUUAAUAAAUUUAUAGAUACUUGUAACAUACAGCAUUGUUUUUAUAUGGAAUUUUGUCCUGGGUAUCUUUAGACAAAGGAAGGGAAUGUAUGAUAAGGUUACUUUUUCUUUCCCAUGAAUAAAGAAAUCCGUAAAAGUGUAUUUCAAUAUUUUCACCCUUCAGGAGCACCUGAGAUCCCCCCCAGUUUUUGGUGUAGUUCCUGUUGCUCAGUCUUUAGUUUUCUAUGUUGUGUUUUGUAUACUAUUGUUUGUCUUUUGGUCUUUUUCUUUUUUUAGCCAUGGUGUUUGUCAGUUAAUUUACGACUUAUGAGUUUGAAUAUCCCUUUGGUAUCUUUCGCCCCUCUUUUUCAGCUAAUAUUCUUUAGAUGUUUCACUGGACAUUACGGUAAUAAUAUAUAAAGUUCUGUAGUACAUAUUUGUUUUAACCCUUUAGAUGUCUUGUAUUUUAGAAAAAACAGCAAACAACAGAAUUGAUUUUGAGAUUUUAUCAAUAUUCAGAUAAAAAAAACUGAAAUAAUGUCUUGUACAAAGAUGAUUAUAUGCAUGAAAUAUAUUUGAUUUAAAAAUUAGAGAUAUGGUUUGAUUGGCAAUAAGACAAAUAUCCACCAGAGACAACAUACUUCCUUCAACAAUUGGCAAAACUCAUACUGUCGAAAGCUAUAAAAUAUGGUUGCUUAUAUCAAAUUUAUCAAUAACUUAUCAAAAAUUGUAAUUUAUGGUCAAAUAUUUAAAAUUAUUCAUAUUUUGCAAUAUUAAAGUGACAUUGAAAAGGAUUAUCUGCACUAAAAAACUUAACUAUAAUAUCAUAUUCAAGGACCAGUUGGUAUCAUGCAAUCUGUCUUAUUGUCUGUCCUCAACUUUCAUUACAUAUUACUCAACUUCUGCAUUGAAAUUAAUUGUUAUUUGGUUUAAAACUGUAUUACCAGUCACUUACUGUUUGGACCAUACUUUGAAAUUUAAUUAUACCAACUGAGAAUGGAAUUUUUUGUCAAUGUCUAAUAAACGAGUGACAGUACCGGUGUAUUUAGCAAGAAAUCAUGUACAACUUCUUGUUAAAGUAUUUUAUGAAAGAACUGAAGAGAUUAAACAUUUUUGCAAUUCAGGUGGGGUCAAAUAAUUACAUUUAUCACAUCUACUCCUUUCGCUUGUUAAAUGAAACAUUUGUUUAUUAUAUGUUUGAUUCUUAUUGUAAAAUAUUUUGAUUAUUUUUAAAUUGUUUAUAUGUUUAAAACUUAUUUUACCUAGUAGAAGUAAAUAUUUGUAUGCAAAUCACAACAGUUUUAUUUGGAAGAAAUAGUUGUUAGAUUUAUAAAAAAAAACAUAUACGACAGCAAAUUGUAAAAUUUGAAUUAAAUGAAAUUUUUUUGGAGAAAAAAAAAAUACUGAUAAUAGCAGAUUAAUGUAACCUUGUUCAUUAGAUUUUAGUGCAAUGAUAAUUAUAUGUUUUGAAAUAACAUUUCAAAAAUUAAUAAAUAGCCUACCAUGUACUGAAAAAAUAAGGGAGAGAAUUAGAAUUGUCUCCCUUGGGUUAUUUGGUUAAAGAGAUGAAUGAAAAAAUAAAAAAAAAGUGCAAUAAAAUACUUGUUAUCAAAUGAUUUCUUGGAAAACUGUAAAUUCAAAAACAAAUGCAAAAUUAUGACAUGAGGAAUGUCUCAAUAAAUGAAAUUUGCCUCUAGUAGAACAUGUACAGGAAUUAAUUUACAUAUAACUAAUCUAUUAAUAGUUUUGGUUGUUUAUGAUUUUCAAUGAUAAAUGCAUGCAUGACAUAUUAAAUUUACAAUAUUUGUUUAUUUAUGUGUUAGUUUAUUAAUAAGUUAAUCUACACUAUUCUAUCUUGAUCAACCUCAGCCUAUAAAAUUGUGUGUACAGUCCUUAUGUCCU
This is a messenger RNA of Mytilus californianus (California mussel), 3411 nucleotides long. RefSeq names its product syntaxin-7-like. NCBI's taxonomy places the organism in Eukaryota, Metazoa, Mollusca, Bivalvia, Mytilida, Mytilidae. The record is from RefSeq and is a predicted model, not a curated record. The coding region runs from base 89 to 910 and encodes 273 amino acids. Gene Ontology annotation, molecular function: SNAP receptor activity; SNARE binding. Gene Ontology annotation, cellular component: endomembrane system; SNARE complex; membrane. The transcript is spliced from 11 exons. Gene Ontology annotation, biological process: vesicle fusion; intracellular protein transport; vesicle-mediated transport.